Molecule: messenger RNA, 822 nt
Organism: Rotaria sp. Silwood1
Lineage: Eukaryota; Metazoa; Rotifera; Eurotatoria; Philodinida; Philodinidae
Source: the annotation of a GenBank genome assembly
AUGAUGAUUUAUCGUCGAACUAUUACAAGAACAGAUCGUCUUGACUAUCUGCUCAUUGCUAAUUCAUAUAUAUCUAUGAUAGUUGCAUCUCCUCUAUUUAUGAUUAUGAAUAUUCAAGCAAUUUAUGGAUAUUUAUAUCCAAAUAGUUCAUUCGAAGGUUGGUGGUGUAGUAUAAAAUCAUAUGCUCUCUAUAUAAAUGGAUCUGUAUAUUUCUACUCAUUCUUACUUCAAGCUAUCUAUCGAUGUUGUCGAAUCGUUUUUCAUACACGACGUUCACUUCGUUCAUUUCGUCUUUAUGUAAUUCUUUCUUUUGUUCAAUGGAUAAUAGCAUGUGUGCAAGUAUUACCAAGUCUUUUUAUUGGUGAUUUGGAAUAUUUACCAAAUGAUUAUUAUUGUCAACUUUCACCAAUCAAUUUGCGUAGUACAAUAAUUUGUUUAUCACUAAUUUUUCUUAUUCCAUAUUUUUCGACAAUAUUCUGUUAUAUAUUUACUAUGUAUUAUGUUCGUAUGCGGCGUGUUGCCUUGGUAACUCUUCGUCAAAAUUUUAAAUUACGUCGAGAUAUUACUAUUUUGACGCAUCUUGCCAUUCUUCUUACUUUUAUAAUUACAGUAGCUAUGCCACAUAUAUUUAUGCCGAUUAUUUAUGUUCUCUUUGGUUAUGCUCCAUUAUGGGCAAGUUCAUUCGAAUGGUUUACAACUCUUUUUUCACUUGUUUCUGUUGCAAUCAUUCAAAUAUUUAUCAAUCCUCAUUUAAAAAAAUUAUUUACACGAACAAAUCGUGUGAAUGUUAGAACGAUACCAGUACAAACUGUAACAAUUUAA